Eutrema salsugineum is the source of this 1134-nucleotide messenger RNA. RefSeq lists its product as uncharacterized. NCBI's taxonomy places the organism in Eukaryota, Viridiplantae, Streptophyta, Magnoliopsida, Brassicales, Brassicaceae. The coding region runs from base 1 to 1134 and encodes 377 amino acids. The record is from RefSeq and is a predicted model, not a curated record. The transcript has 4 exons.
AUGUCUUCCGACUCCUCCUCCAACUCUGAAGCCGCUAUUCUUCCCGAACACUGUAGGGAGGAAACUUCAACUGACCUCUCGAGCUCGGGAUCUACAGAGCAUUCUUCGAACGCUUCUUUGGUUCGGAAGAAUUCCUGGGUCGUCGAGGUCGGCUCUAGUAGUCGUGUUCCGAUUCGAGCUCCGGAGCGGAUGGAUUGGAAUCUCUGCGAGCCCGAGGGCCAGGUUCCCACUGACUUGGUCCCGGGACAGGAGCCUGACGUGAAGACAGAUGAGGAUGCUAUACUGCGUGAGGUUGGGGAUGGAGGAGCGCAGGAUCCGAACGAUGAUGAUAUGAUGCCGAUCAUAGAUCGAGACAGUUCGGGCGCUAUGUUGAUCGGCGGGGCCCCUCCUGGGAUCAUAAUCCAAAUUCCCGAACCGGAAGAACGCCCUUGGGAUGCUCCUGAGGACUUCAUCUGCGUCUACGAGGCAUAUUUCCGCGAGGCCGGAUUGACCUUUCCUCUACCGCGCCUGCUGUUCGCCUACUGCAAUCGUCGCGGCUGCGCGAUAUCACAACUCCAGCCGGCGAUGAUAGUCAACUUUGUCGGGAUUCUCCAGCUCGGGCGUGACAUCCAUGCUCACAUCAACGUUGCCCAGUUCGAGGAACUUUUCAUCAUGAAGGUCUCGCAAGCCAAGAAUCGCCACGUUCCAGGGUUCCUGCAGCGUUCUCUUACAACUGACUUAGCGAAGCAACUGAGCCUUGCCGGUCAGCAUCGUUGGCCCCGAGCUUACCAGGAGAAGAUCGAUCGGCGGAUAAAGAGAGCUCAGGAAAGAGCUAAAACUAAGGCCGAACCCAGCUCGUCGAGACCGGUACCAAAGAAAAAGAACCCGAGGAAAAGCAGCAAGAAGAGUCGGAGGAGGAUGGCUUUUGAUAAAUCGGACAUCCCGAUGAUGAACUUCGGGGCUGACGAGGAGGACAAUGCCCUGAUCGACAUCGUAGGUCUCGACGGGAACGAGGUCGGAAAUGAUAAUGAAGUCGGUGACAGGAACGAGGUCGACAACGUCCCGGUCGGUCCAGCUGAUCCUCUGGUUCCAAUUACGGAUUCAGAGGUCGAAGCGGUGGGGACUGGCGUUCCUGAGGCAACUCCUAAGCCUUAA